Pseudogymnoascus verrucosus is the source of this 309-nucleotide messenger RNA. RefSeq lists its product as uncharacterized. The transcript is spliced from 2 exons. NCBI's taxonomy places the organism in Eukaryota, Fungi, Ascomycota, Leotiomycetes, Thelebolales, Thelebolaceae. Bases 1 to 309 code for a protein of 102 amino acids. The record is from RefSeq and is a predicted model, not a curated record.
AUGCGUCGCUUGCUCGCUGACAACGGCUGGAACAGGGGGGGUGCUUUGGACUCAACUCAGGCGCGCGCCAGCGAUGGCAAGCUGUGGCGCAAUCAUCCAAAGAAGCCACCUGCAGCUACCAGGGUGACACGACACAUUGGCAGCAAACAGCAGUGCGUGCACCUCAUUCCACCCUUUGGACCCAAGGGCACCUCCCCAGGCGUUGCCCUGGCCAUCUUCGUAUUCGACACAAGGUGUGACAGACGCACCCCUGCGGACGAAUCGCAACGCUUCCUCGCCGAAGCCAGCGUGGUCGGCAUCAGACCAUGA